This is a messenger RNA of Parnassius mnemosyne (clouded apollo), 2151 nucleotides long. Lineage: Eukaryota; Metazoa; Arthropoda; Insecta; Lepidoptera; Papilionidae. The record is from the annotation of a GenBank genome assembly.
AUGGCGGCAGACGAUUGCCCCUCCUCAACGGGUCGCCUUUUUGUAACCGACCGCAGCUCGAACACCCAGUUCUUGGUGGAUACUGGCAGUGACCUUUGCGUCUACCCUCGUUCUGCACUUCGAGAGCGUCGAACCAAGACAGAUUACCAAUUGAGUGCCGCGAAUGGAUCGGUAAUUGACACGUUUGGCUUUAUAGAGCUUAAUUUAAAUUUAGGCUUAAGACGUAAUUUUGCUUGGCGAUUCAUUGUUGCUAAUGUUACCAAACCUAUUAUAGGUGUUGACUUUCUUAGCUUUUAUAAUUUAAUUGUAGAUUGCCGCAAUCAACGCCUUAUUGACAAUACUACUACAUUGUCGUCAAUUGCUUCUUUCGCUAAAGCUGAUAUCUCAUCUAUCAAGGUUUUGACAGGCGACACACGUUAUCACAAUCUUUUAAAGAAAUUCCCUGAAAUAACACGCCCUUCAGGCACGCUGGUGGUUCCAAAGCACAAUACGGUACACUACAUAAGGACUACAACAGGACCUCCCAUAUCAUGUACACCCCGUAGGCUGGCACCUGAUAAACUUAAAAUCGCUAAACAGGAAUUUGAGCUUAUGAUUAAUAAUGGCACCGCACGUCCUUCUAGAAGUCCCUGGGCCUCACCCUUGCAUCUUGCGACUAAAAAAAAUAACGGCUGGCGCCCUUGUGGCGAUUAUCGAAUGCUUAAUACACGGACUAUUCCAGAUCGUUAUCCUAUUAGGCACAUACACGAUUUUUCCCACAGCACCGCUGGUUGUACGGUCUUCUCCACCAUCGAUUUAAUGAAGGCGUACAACCAAAUCCCAGUUUUUGAGGAGGAUAUACAAAAGGCCGCUAUUACUACACCCUUUGGGUUGUUUGAAUUUCCCUUUAUGAACUUCGGCCUGAGGAACGGGAGCCAAACCUUCCAGAGAUUUGUUGACGAGAUGACGCGAGGUCUUGAGUUUUGUUAUGCCUACUUGGAUGAUUUUUUGGUCUUCUCCAAGGACGAAACAGAACACGAAGCCCACCUCCAUCAACUUUUCACUCGCAUGAAGGAAUAUGGCGUUCUUGUCAACACAUCGAAAUGCGUCUUCGGCGCAACCGAGGUAACAUUUUUAGGUUAUCAAAUUUCUGCAUCUGGCACCAAACCUCUUGAAUCCAAGGUCGAAGCCAUAAAGAACUUUUCUGUGCCUAAAACGGUAAGGCAGCUUAGACGAUUCCUAGGAAUGCUCAAUUUUUACAGACGCUUCCUACCUCAGUCAGCUUCAAUUCAAGCCCCUUUGAAUGCACUUCUUGCGGGCUCUGUUAAGGCGUCUCAUCCAGUGAAUCUGACUGGUGACGCACUUUUAGCUUUUAACAGGUGCAAGCAAAGCCUUGCUGAUGCUGCAUUACUCGCACACCCGGAUUGUCGGGCAGAACUGGCGCUAGUAACAGACGCGUCCGACCUGGCAAUGGGUGCAGUUUUGCAGCAAUUAAAAGGUGGGGAAUGGCAACCGUUAGCAUUCUUCUCGCGGAAGUUGAGUCCCUCUCAACAAAAAUAUUCGCCUUACGACCGCGAGCUCUUAGCAAUAUACGAAAGCAUCAAAUACUUUCGUCAUAUGCUAGAGGCUAGACAUUUCGUGGUGUUUACAGACCAUAAGCCGCUCAGUUAUGCUUUCAACGAAAGGAAAGCUAAUUGUUCGCCUCGGCAAUAUCGUCACCUUGAUUAUAUCUCGCAGUUUACGACCGACAUUAGACAUAUAUCGGGAAAAGAUAAUGUCGUCGCUGACCCACUGUCACGUGUCGAAGAACUGCAGAUACCUAUCGACUUAGACGUGCUUGCUUCGUCUCAAGCAUCUGAUCGAGAGCUGACUCAACUGCUGGGAGGUGAAUCUUCACUCCGCCUGGAAAAGUUGAGAAUUCCAAACUCUCAACUGCAACUUUAUUGUGACGUCAGCAAGUCUACACCUAGGCCUUUUGUUACCAAGCCGUUGAGGAGACAACUCUUUGACAGUCUUCACAGCUUAAGCCAUCCAGGCGCCAAUGCUAGUGCUAAAUUAGUAGCAGAGCGGUUUGUCUGGCCUGGCGUUCGUAAAGACUGUCGUGAGUGGUCUCGACAAUGCUUGGCGUGUCAGCGCGCUAAGUCACAUUUCGUCACCAUUAGGCACGUUUGA